CAAUAAAGCCAGGUAAUAUAAAGGGGACGAAGAAACUCCCACUUUUUAGCCUAAAGAUAAUUGGGAGUUGGAUUCUCUUUAUGAAAAGUUACUGUUACUAAAGAAAUUAAAGUUCAUAUUACUCCUAUAUUUUUAUGGCAAUUGUCCCAUUUACAAGCAUCAUCAUGAGCCAAAGCCAACAACAUGAGCAACAAGAUGACACCAUCAACAACAUUAACAACACCAUUAAAGAUGAUGAUGAUCAUGAACAUGACAUGGUCAUGCCUGGUUUUCGAUUCCAUCCAACUGAAGAGGAACUUGUAGAGUUUUAUCUUCGCCGUAAGGUUGAAGGCAAGCGCUUUAAUGUUGAACUCAUCACUUUUCUUUAUCUUUAUCGCUAUGACCCUUGGGAGCUUCCUGCGUUGGCAGCAAUUGGAGAGAAGGAAUGGUAUUUCUAUGUACCAAGAGAUCGGAAGUACAGAAAUGGGGACAGGCCUAAUAGGGUGACAACUUCAGGUUACUGGAAAGCUACUGGAGCUGAUAGAAUGAUUCGAAGCGAGAAUUCGCAGUCGAUUGGCCUGAAAAAGACAUUAGUUUUCUACUCCGGCAAAGCUCCAAAGGGGAUUAGAACUAGUUGGAUUAUGAAUGAAUACCGUCUUCCACAGCAUGAGACUGAACGCCUACAAAAGGCUGAAAUUUCAUUGUGCCGUGUCCAUAAAAGAUCCGGAGUGGAAGACCAUCCAUCUCUCCCUCGAUCACUUCCCACAACAAGAGCAUCAUCUUCUUCUUCCUCAAGAGGGACUACUAAUUCAAUCAAGAAACAACACCAUCAACAAGUAGUACAAAACUCAUUGAUCUCUCCAUAUGUAGUAGGUCAAUCCUCCCAACAGCAAAUUGAUGAAAAAUUGAGUACUGAAACAAGUGCAAGCAGUACUAGCACUGAUCACCACCACCAUCAUCACGUUGCUACAUCUCUCGGCCUCAAUUCCCUUUCAAAUUCUUACAAUUCCAUCGCAUUAGACCCCAUGGCUGGGGGCGCAGUCACUUCAACAUCCUCAUUAUCGCCUUUUGCUUCGUUAGUAUCACCGAGUAGUACUGGUGCUGUAGUCGAGGAUCUCCACAAACUAAUCAACUUAGAUCAGCAGGUCGCGUUUCAUAAUCAGCAGCAUUUUCAUAAUAAUCCCAUUAACCAUAUUCCUGCUGUUGCAUCCCAGCAGUUUUUGCAGCCACAAGUAUUACCACAGCAUGCGCAGCCUCAAUCUUUAUUGUUCCAAGGAUCGCUUCAGUCGUCGUCGUCUUUUUCAGACAGAUUAUGGGAAUGGAGUUCAAUUCAAACUGAUGCAAACUGUAAAGACUACCAACCCAAUAACCCCUUCAAGUAGUCUUAUCAAUUAGCUACUAGACAUAUAUAUACAUAGAGCUCUAUAUUUUUAAAUAAUGUGCAUGGUACCUUUGUUAGGGUUUUGGGAUCUUAGUUAGACUAUUAAUUUUUAGUUAAUUGUAAUUUCUCUUCCUAUCGGUACUUGAUUAAAUAUGUGAUUUAGCUGUACUUUUCAAUAAGGAAAAAUGUUUAUUAGUUAAUUCAUUAA
Molecule: messenger RNA, 1568 nt
Organism: Nicotiana tabacum (common tobacco)
Lineage: Eukaryota; Viridiplantae; Streptophyta; Magnoliopsida; Solanales; Solanaceae
Biological process (GO): regulation of DNA-templated transcription
Molecular function (GO): DNA binding
Source: RefSeq, a predicted model, not a curated record